CCGUAAUUUGGCGAAAAGAAUGGGACAUGUGUGUGCCUUAAUCCGUAUGUAAAUUACAGCCAAUGAAGGAGUGUGUAGGAUUGGAGCUGGGAUUAGCAGGGGCGAAUGAGUUUCUGCUUUACUGGGAUUAGAGAACAAAGGCUAGUCUGAGCAGAGCCAGCAACAAAAAAAAAAUCUGCCAAACCGUGCCUAGCCUGCAAUCAGGACAAAAAGAUACCCCUUCAGAAAAAAAAGACCUCGGAUUGUACUUCUCCAAAAAAAAAUCAAACAAGGCAACAACAAAAAAUCCGGAUUGGUCUAAAGGAGAAAUCUAGGACGUUGGGAAGUUAUUUUUAUUUUUUAUUUUUUUUCAAAUAGAAGGAACUCCUGUGUGUUUGUAUGUGUUUUUUUUUCCUUUUGGGAAAGAAGAGAUCAGCGCUGUGGUGGGUCGUCUAAAUUUAAAGGUGUAAGCAUGGCACAGAGUGGGAGCCUGGAAGAAGGAGCCAGGAGUAAUAAUUGUCAUGAACAGUUGCUGAUGUGUGGAGUUCAGAGCCUUUCGGACAAGAAGGAUAUUAUUACCAGCUUGGUCUCUGCGUUGGAUUCAAUGUGCACUGCUCUCUCAAAGUUAAACGCUGAAGUUGCCUGCAUUGCCGUUCAUGACGAAAGCACAUUCGUCUUGGGGACCGAGAAGGGGAAAGUGUUCCUGAAUGCGAGGAGAGAAUUACAGAAAGAAUUUGUCAAAUAUUGCGCAAGCUGGAACGCACAACUGCGGGGAAUGGAGAUGUUAAAAAUGGUGGCGGAGAAUGGGCGGAAUGUACAGAGGGACACGCUGGAUCCCAUUAGUGACGUUUACGUGCUGCGUAAAAUGGUGGAAGAAGUGUUUGCCGUGUUGUACAGCGAGGCUCUGGAAAAGUCCACAGUUGUUCCUGUGCCUUAUGAGAAGAUCCUGAAGGAGCCACCUUCUAUAGUUGUGCAUGGUUUGCCCGAUGGCGUUUGCUUCAAGCGACCUUCAGAUUACGAAGCUCACACGCUGAAAAGGAUCUUGGAGCGAAGUAACAGAAUCCAAUUUACUGUGAAAAGAUCAUUGGAUGAGGACAUCCAAGAGCUGAGGCCCUGUGUUGAGCAGAAUCAGGAAAUCCAGCCUGGAAAAAGCGUCUGUGAAUUUAAUCAGGAGAGUCCAAUGGCUAAUCUUUCCAAUCAAGACACCGGCAGUGUGCGGACCCCUCCACAAUUCCUUUAUGAACUCCCGGGAUCCAGGAUCCCAUUGGAUUUAAACCAGGAGCAUCUGACUGCAAGGCCCACUACGAACUUUAACCACGAGGUUUCGCCCACUGGAACCUUAAUGAUGGACAUGAAGAAGUUGCCUCCUGCACGGGACUGCGCAGAUGAUACUGGUAAAAACACAACAGGGUUUAUUGGUGAAGUCAGCAACAUCUCUCAACAUUCACACGUUUCAAAGCGGCUUCUUUUUUCUAUAGUACACGAUAAAGCAGCAAAAUGGAACUUGUACAUAAAAGAAACAGAAGACAUCAAUAUUCUGAGGGAGUGUGUGCAGAUCCUCUUCAACAGCAGAUACGCUGAGGCCUUAGGCUUGGAUCAUAUGGUUCCUGUUCCAUACAGGAAGAUUGCAUGCGACCCAGAUGCAGUGGAAAUAAUUGGGAUUCCAGAAGGAAUUCCCUUCAAACGACCUUGUACCUAUGGAGUUCCCAAAUUGAAACGGAUCCUGGAAUCAAGACAUAAAGUUUGCUUUGUUAUUAAGAGGAUGUUUGAUGAACGAGUUCUGACAGGGACAAAAUACAUACGGGAAGGUUCCAAGCAGGAUGGCCACUCCCCUUUGGAUGAAGAUUCCCAAAGAUCCAUGGCAUUAGACAUGAACUCCAAUAACCACAUCUGCCGGUCUAUGAUGAUGAAAGAAAGCGAAACAGGCACUUCCCUUGAUCUGUCGAUUUCGAAAAAGGUGAAAACUGAGCCAGAGGAUCCAGAAAUUAUUCAAAUUACUGUUCAAGAUCCAAAUACAUCUUUGGAUGAUCUCAGUGAGAACCUAUCUGAUAGAUCAAGCUGCGAUGAGCCUGACCUCCUGGCGGAAUCACCCUCUGAUGCCAUGCAAGACAAUGUUUCUAACCACAACGAACAACAUAUGGUGGUGGAAGACGAUUGGAAUCAAAACGUUGUACGACUGAGAAAACAGGUGGAGAACCUCUUCAACAGAAAAUACGGUGAAGCAAUGGGAUUCUCCGACCCAGUCAAAGUUCCCUAUUUGAAAUUCCGCUCCCAUCCCCAAGACCUGUUUGUGGACGGGAUGCCAGACGGUAUCCCACUCCGAACCCCCAAUUGGUUUGGACUUUCAAAACUCCAGAAGAUUUUGGAAGCGAGUGAGAACAUUCAGUUUAUCAUUAAAAGGCCAGAACUCCUACUGGAAGACAUGCAAGAAACGUGCAAGGAAAGAACCAAUGCAGGAGCAUCAACCCAGGAACCCCGUGCGGACCCUGUGAAAGAUGAAGCAACGCAACUGAAGAGGCAGAUGCAAGCAGGCAGUCCCUUGGGAUCGAGGAUGGCCUGCUUCCACUCCAGCUCGGAGAUGCCUGAUGAGGCCAAUGUGGGACUUGCAGACUCUGCCACAGAAAUACCAGACAAAGCAACAGUGAAGCACGUGACAAACUCAGAUGGAAAUAAAUCAAACAAUUCCCUUAAUAUCAUUGAAGUGACGAUCCCAGAAAAUUAUGAUGCAAAGCUGACCAGGGUAGACAUUGCCAACAAUCUACGUGAACAAGUACAGGACCUGUUCAACCGGAAAUAUGGUGAAGCUUUGGGUAUAAAGUACCCUGUUCAAGUUCCAUAUAAGAGAAUCAAAAGCAACCCAGGCUCAGUUAUAAUCGAGGGGCUUCCACCUGGCAUUCCGUUCCGAAAACCCUGUACGUUUGGAUCCCAGAACUUGGAGAGAAUCUUGGCCGUAGCUGACAAAAUCAAGUUCACUAUAACCAGGCCUUUCCAAGGACUCAUCCCCAAACCUGCACCCAGGCGAAUAACAUCACUGGAAAAAGCAUAUGCUGCUUUACAGGAGGACGAAGAGGCAAACCGACUUGGAGAGAAAGUAAUCCUCAGGGAGCAGGUCAAGGAAUUAUUCAAUGAAAAAUACGGAGAAGCUCUGGGACUGAAUCGACCAGUCUUGGUGCCAUACAAAUUGAUCCGAGAUAAUCCAGAGGCUGUUGAAGUGACUGGACUACCAGAUGACAUCCUCUUCAGGAACCCAACCACCUACGAUCUUAACCGGCUAGAAAAGAUUCUGAAAGUCAAAGAUCGAAUUAGGAUGAUUAUUAAAAGUCAGUUACAGCCUUUUGCAGAAAUUUGUAAUGAAGCAUCUAAAUCAGCAUCCAAAUCAGAAAUAAUGCACAAACGAAAGAGAAGAAGAGUAUCGGAAGGCAACGUCGUACCAUCAUCUUCUAACAUGGAAGCAGGUGUAUCGCCAAACCCCGUCUCCCUUGUGCAGUGGCCGAUGUACCUGGUAGACUACGGCGCAGUCAACAUGCAGAUUCAACGGCCUGUAAAUUUUUAAGCAGCACUGUUCUCAAAACCAAGCAUGACUUUGAAAAUAAAAACAUGUAAUUAUGUACCAUAAUUGUACAGUAUGAACUGUAAUAUUUCCUUCUAGAAUGCAUCCUGAUUUUUACACUGUCUCCAUGUGAUCAAGGGCUUUAAAUAAAUGUGUUGCCUUGCAAUCAA
Messenger RNA from Amblyraja radiata (thorny skate), 3699 nucleotides. RefSeq names its product GTF2I repeat domain containing 1 (gene gtf2ird1). The record is from RefSeq and is a predicted model, not a curated record. Gene Ontology annotation, cellular component: nucleus. Lineage: Eukaryota; Metazoa; Chordata; Chondrichthyes; Rajiformes; Rajidae. Gene Ontology annotation, molecular function: DNA-binding transcription factor activity.